This is a messenger RNA of Amoebophrya sp. A120, 411 nucleotides long. NCBI's taxonomy places the organism in Eukaryota, Dinophyceae, Syndiniales, Amoebophryaceae. The record is from the annotation of a GenBank genome assembly.
CAAGCAGAGAAGGCAAGUGGCACACGUCUGAGACCGCGAAGCGCCGCCGCGCCGCGGGGGGGUUUUUGAAGAGCGCGCAGGCGGUUAGAGUUGACGUCCGCGCCGGCGGGGGUGGAGCAGGCGCCACGUGUGUGCUUGGUGUUUUCGCCAAAGUUUUGGGAGUUGCCACCGGUGCCGAGACCGCCCCCGGUGCGACCGAGUUCCAGCGCGCCGGCACUCCGGAGUGCCCGCCACAGCACCCACUGGCCGCGCCGCUCGCCAGCAAAUGGCGCGCGCCUCGCUUCAAGGGCCAGGCAGCCUUUUUAAGGGUUGUCGGCGGGCCCGGUGAUUGUAUGAGAAACGCCACGCCCGAAGCGGCGGGCCCCUUCCCGGAGCCACCAGGCGCCCGCGGGCGGUGUCACCAAGUCAAUU